Neurospora hispaniola is the source of this 1712-nucleotide messenger RNA. RefSeq lists its product as uncharacterized. The transcript has 4 exons. Bases 223 to 1497 code for a protein of 424 amino acids. Lineage: Eukaryota; Fungi; Ascomycota; Sordariomycetes; Sordariales; Sordariaceae. The record is from RefSeq and is a predicted model, not a curated record.
AAUCCCCCCAGCAGGCUUACAUAUCUGCGCGCCUUUACCUGUCCUCGGAGCCGCACAUCCCGAACCCGCAACGAGCUACUAGCGAAGCCGAGCACAGUCAAGCCCGAAGCCGUUUCGCCGUUCUCUUCUCAUAUUUGAUUUUUUUCAGCGCAUACGAGCGGCCGCGACCUUUGAUCCUUCCAACUCUUCGGCCGCCGGCUGGGCGUGCCACAGUCAUCCAACAUGGCAUCGCGCCUCUUCCGACCGAUGAGGUCGCUCAUGGCCUCCCGAAAUUUAUCAAAAUACAUGGUACAUGGGCAGCCGAUUGUUGUGCAAGGAGUACGGAUCAAGCAUGGCUCCUUCAGAAGGCGAAUCUUCCGGACCCUGGCCAUGGGUAUUACUCUAUACGUGUGCGCCGAUUACUACGACAGGAAAGUGCUAGGGAUGCUUUCGAACGCGUUGGAUGAUCUCGACGGCGACCGUGGCCAUGGUGAAGAGGAGGAUGACGAAGAAGAGGAUUACGUCUUCAUCCCCUUUCCCCUAACGGAGCAAAAACUCAAGCCAGAGCCAUACUCGGCACGCAGUCCGGAGUGGAAAGAGUUCGUCAAGUUCGCACAAGAUCAGAAACGGAUACAGCAAGUCCAGGAGGACAUCGCCAGCCUGGUCUUGAGGAUGCUCAAGAAUCAGCGAAUCUUGACAAACUAUGUUGGACCAGAAAUGACUGUCAAAAAAGCAUGGCUCCAGGCAUUUUAUCCUUUGGUCGCACCUCCCGAAUACGAACGUUACGGAAUCAUGAUUACGCCAUAUGAAAUCGGAUGGGCUAGUAUAUCGAUGGAGUCGCCACAGGUGAAGAAAGCUGAGCGGUUGUUCUGGCCUAAGCCUGUUGCGUUGUCGCUAUGGGCCGUCGCUACCACCCUUGCGAAGAAGAAAGCGAUGGAGGUCUCGCAGUUUUUCGGUCUUUCGGGUCUUUUCACCCCUUCGGAGCCCCCGGUGCAACGAGCUCAGGGAACCGGAACAACUGGACUGCCUUCGACGGUCACUGGCGACGUUCAGAGAAUGAUGGACCACAUCCGACGACAGGCAACACAACGACCGGAGGAUGUGCAGGACCCUGGUGCCCUGGUCUCGGCAAGGAGUAUGAAUCCCGACGCUGCUGCGCAGAACAAGGGGAUACUCACAACCAUGAAUCGACCCCCUCCUAGCAAAGAGCCGCCCAAGGCCGGCGAAGAGAAAAAGGACCAGGAAUGGGCUUUGGCCCAGCUGCGGGACUUCAUCGGGCUCAGCCCAUGGGAGAUAUUCACCAAGACGUACAGGAAGGUCUGGAAACCAAUUCGACCUGAUCCACCGCGCGGGUCGAUGGCCUUUGCCGGUAUGAUCGAGUUUGAGACGAAGAAGCAUUGGUUAACAGCAUAUGUCACGGCUUGGUACAACCCAGGGACGCGAAGUUUCGACCCCAACAACUUUACGAUUACUGUCACGAGGUUGACGAACAAGCAAGUCCACCCCUUGGUCCGUUAACACAAGAUGUUGUGUUGCGAUACAAUGGCAGAGGAGGUCUUUGUUUCGAUGGGAGCCUUCUUCUCAGUUCUUUCAUUUCUUUAUAUCAGCAUGCUGGAGUGUAGCAUUGUCAUGGGACGGCGUUACGUGGAAUAGGCUUCGAUAAAAGCAUGGCAAUUUCACAAGUUGUGUCGGUCAGCUUGGUAAAAUUGUACAGAGCGGGCAGACUCGGGGUU